Messenger RNA from Mercenaria mercenaria, 647 nucleotides. RefSeq lists its product as uncharacterized. Gene Ontology annotation, biological process: proton motive force-driven ATP synthesis. The transcript has 4 exons. Lineage: Eukaryota; Metazoa; Mollusca; Bivalvia; Venerida; Veneridae. The record is from RefSeq and is a predicted model, not a curated record. Gene Ontology annotation, molecular function: proton transmembrane transporter activity. Bases 55 to 387 code for a protein of 110 amino acids.
UUCACGUUUUAUGUUCAUCACGGAGACACCGACCUGACCUUCAUUGCAACAAUCAUGCCUUGGGGAACGCGAGAAAAUCCCUCUGUCAAUCCUAUGACAAAGUUGGCUCCAAAGGCACCUUCGUCUUUAGUUAGAACUACCCGGUAUGCUGCUCUGGUGUCGGGAAUUUUGUAUGGUGCAUGGAGGUUACAAAAUUUGGCACCAAAGCAACAAGCUUUAUAUGAUAAAGAAAAGGUCUACUUUGAUUUUGUGAAGGCAAGAGUUGAGAGAUACUGGCAAGACAAGGGUGAACAGGAUAUGAUUGAUCUGAAGAGAGAAUCCGACGGUCUACCACCAUUAGAAAUAGCUCCAUUAGACAGACCACUUCUAUUAGGUGAUGAUAAAUAGAUCAAAACUGUGAUGAAAAACUCAGGUUUAUGUGACGUUUUAAGCGUAGUGAAAAAGUGCAAAUUACAAAAGAUUUACAACAGUUUAAAAACCAGACAAAAAUAUCAUUUCAUAAUGCAAGAGUGUCAGAAUUUACUGGUUGGUAGAUUACUACAAUAUUCGUGGAUCAAGCCUGAAAAAUCUUGUCAUGCAGUGUUUGGAUUAGUUGUUUGAAUGAUAUGUAAUUAUUAUUGAAUAAAUAGAAUUUGUGAGAAAGAUUU